Messenger RNA from Labrus bergylta (ballan wrasse), 3122 nucleotides. It is a transcript of the gene ehd2b, whose product is annotated as EH-domain containing 2b. The record is from RefSeq and is a predicted model, not a curated record. Gene Ontology annotation, molecular function: protein binding; calcium ion binding; GTP binding. Gene Ontology annotation, cellular component: cytoplasm; plasma membrane. NCBI's taxonomy places the organism in Eukaryota, Metazoa, Chordata, Actinopteri, Labriformes, Labridae. Gene Ontology annotation, biological process: endocytosis; endosomal transport.
GUUAUUGCUGUCCAAAGUGUUGCCAGGCAUCCCCAAAAGAGGAGGUACAUUUAAGCAGAAGCAGGCAAAGAGAGAGAAAAAGUUUCAGUGUAGAGAGCUGUGUGUCCUAACUGUUUGCCUUGUGCUCUUUUCAGCAAGCAGAGUACGAGUUCUUGCCAGAUUUGGAGCUCAUCUGAAAUACAUUAAACACUGGAGUAAGAAGGAUCCUCUGUGAUCUGGCUACGUUGGCGCUUCACUGAGGGUUCCUAUUUGCUGUCAGAGGUACACCCAUACAUGUAGCAGCAGCUCCUCCAAGAGAUUGGCUGUUUUUGUCUCCUCAAGUCAAAAUAUUUUCCAAACUCCGGCGAGCAAGACUGAAGAAAGGAAGAAGCCAAGGCACUUGAAGAAGAAGAAGUCUUUCUCCCUUAUAACUUGGGGCAAACAUUUUCCAAAGGGGAAGAUCUAAACUUCAAACAAAGUAUCACCCCCGUCUCUCUAAGCGUGUGCAGAGGAGUUUUCAAGGACAAGUGAGCGGUGUCCACAUAAAUACAGGAAACACCUGAAGGUUUUCGAAGCUUCAGCUACAGGAAAUACAGAAACAGAAAAAAACUCAGACACUAAUCUUUUGUAAGAAGAUCCCUGUAAUCUUCUUCCUCGAUCAACAUGUCACGCUGGGGGCGAAAAAAUGUGAAAAAGACGCCUGAGGUGAUCCGCACCGUGACAGAAGGGCUCAAAUCGUUGUAUCGUCAGAAGCUUCUGCCUCUGGAGCAGCACUACAGUUUCCACGACUUCCACUCCCAAAGCCUGGAGGAUGCAGACUUUGAUAACAAGCCGAUGGUGCUGGUGGUGGGACAAUACUCCACUGGAAAGACAACAUUCAUCAAGUAUCUACUGGAGCAGGAUAUUCCCGGAAGCAGGGUGGGACCUGAGCCCACCACAGACUGCUUCACUGCCAUCAUGCACGGGGAGGUGGAGGGAGUCAUCCCUGGGAAUGCCCUUAUUGUGGACCCCAACAAACCUUUCCGUAAACUUAACCCCUUUGGAAACACUUUUCUCAACAGGUUUCAGUGUGCCCAGAUGCCAAACCAGGUCCUUGAGAGCAUCAGCAUAAUUGACACCCCGGGGAUCCUGUCAGGUGCCAAGCAGAGAGUGAGCCGAGGCUAUGACUUCCCAGCUGUCCUGCGUUGGUUUGCGGAACGUGUCGACCUCAUCAUUCUUCUAUUUGACGCCCACAAACUGGAGAUAUCAGACGAGUUUUCUGAGGCCAUCGGAGCCCUGAAGGGCAACGAGGACAAGCUGCGCGUGGUGCUCAACAAGGCCGACAUGGUGGACACCCAGCAGCUUAUGAGGGUGUACGGAGCGCUCAUGUGGUCCCUGGGGAAGGUGUUUGGCACCCCGGAAGUUUUGCGCGUCUACAUCGGCUCCUUCUGGUCAGAGCCGCUGAUGGUUACAGACAACCGCAGGCUGUUUGAGCUGGAGGAGGAGGAUCUGUUUGCUGACAUCCAAAACCUUCCUCGAAAUGCAGCUUUACGCAAGCUCAAUGACCUGGUCAAGAGGGCGCGUCUGGUUAGGGUCCAUGCCCAUAUCAUCAGCCAUCUGAAGCAGGAGAUGCCUGUCUUCAGGAAGGACAAUAAAAAGAAGAAUUUGAUCUACCAGCUGCCUGUUAUCUUCUCCAAGAUCCAGCUGCAGCACAACAUUUCUGCUGGAGACUUCCCUGAUUGUGCUAAAAUGCAGGAGCAACUGAUGGUUCAUGAUUUCACCAAGUUCAAAACCCUGAAGCCUAAUCUGAUGGCAGCCCUGGACGAGUUACUGUCCGCUGACAUUGCCAAGCUGAUGCCCCUCCUGCGGCAGGAGGAGCUGGAGGCAGGGGAGCAGAGAGGUGUGCAGGGUGGAGCCUUCCUCGGGACCCAUUGCGGACCGUUCUCCGAGGGCGACCCCUUUGCGGAGGAGAACGGGGAGAGAGGGGAAGAGGAGGAGGAAGACUGGGUGGUGACCAAGGACAAGCCCAAAUAUGAUGAGAUCUUCUACAACCUCGCUCCCAAUGAGGGGAAACUGAGCGGCCCCAAGGCUAAGGACUGGAUGGUGAGCUCCCGCCUGCCAAACUCGGUGCUGGGUCGCAUCUGGAAGCUGUCAGAUGUAGACCAUGAUGGCAUGCUGGAUGAUGAAGAAUUUGCGCUGGCUAGCCACUUGAUUGAGGUCAAGCUGGAGGGCCAUGGUCUCCCCCCUGAGCUUCCAACACGCCUGAUCCCACCAUCCAAACGCAGGCAGAAGGGCUCUGAUGCAUAGACAUAUCACAAAGUCUCUUGAGCUGCGAGAGCUUAGAGAGACUCUUCUUUAUUUCGCUUUUGCUACUGUUUUUCUUUGCUUUUGUUUACGCCCCAACACUCAGUAAAACGUUGUAUGAGCAUUCAACAUUCAACUUUUUACUUUGACGCUGAUUUCGGUCUUGCACAAUGGAACAUAAUGUAUCAAAGCACAGGUUAGUCCUUGGAAACUAUAUGACAAGGGCUUACUGUCAAACAUUGUCUAUUAACAAGUCACACUAGGUCAUGUUGCUUCUCCCCCCUUUGCUCCUCAAACUUUGCCUUUCAUGAUGUGGAUUUAAACGCACAUCUACUCAUGUCUGCUGAGCACUAGUAAAUAAAGGCUGGCGCCCCUCUAGCAGUAUUCAGCAUAAUAUAUCUGCUUAACUAUAGAGCAAAACUUUUCUAUAAUAAAACCUUUUAAUUCAACAUUCCUUAGGAGUCGAGAUGUGAGUGGCACAGUAUUUACGAGGUGAUAUUUUGUGGGGUGUGAUUUUUCCAGGAAAGAUAUCAUCUAUGAAUUUUAUCAACAAAGACUUAUUUUGUUCAACGAUUUGUUAAAAGCUUCUUAUUUUGUAACUCAAACUGGCAGCACACAUCUAAUAUUCCGCACUUCACUUUUAUGCUUUUCCAUGACACAAUUUGUACACACUUUAUAUAUUAUUUUUGUAAUUGUUGCCGUCGUUUUUUUUGUUUUUUUUUAUGUGUAGGAGCCAGACCUCAGUUGCAUUUUUUUUUCAACUAGACUGAAUGAUUGAUAUAUAACUGACUACUGUACACAGCUCCACCAACUGUUCUUAUGUCAACUAAUAUUGCAACCAAUAAAAUCCUUUGACUGUG